This is a messenger RNA of Phymastichus coffea, 573 nucleotides long. RefSeq lists its product as uncharacterized. The transcript has 3 exons. NCBI's taxonomy places the organism in Eukaryota, Metazoa, Arthropoda, Insecta, Hymenoptera, Eulophidae. The record is from RefSeq and is a predicted model, not a curated record. The coding region runs from base 91 to 573 and encodes 160 amino acids.
GAAAUCGACUGGAAGAAGUCGACUACUACAGCCAGGAGCGAGAUUGAGAUUUCCGGAUCAAAGGAGGAGACUACAGCAGCAACGUCCUCGAUGGCGCGCGACGUUCGCCGUCUGAAGAGCGCCACUCUCGACCGAAUGGGAAAGAUGCUGAGAAUACAUUCCAAGUCGAGCGGCGAAAAGUCCGAUGAAAUACCUGGAGCGGAGGCUAGCGAAGACGUGUCGAGGAAGCAGAAAUUCAAUUCUCUAACGAGGAUGUUGAGAUUAACAGAUAAAGAGGACAAUUCAAAACCUCUUGGACAGGAUCGAGGUCGUCCGCUAUCGCGAAUUUUACGGAGGAAAGCGCCUAUUGAAGGCGAUAAUCCAUCCGACAAAGCGGAAGACCACAUGCCGGGAAUUUUUUCUAGAAUACUAGGACAGUUUAGAGGACGGAUUUUCAAAACUGAUUCACUCAGCAAAGAUGAAGCAUCAAAAGUUGCUCAACAAUCGAAUCUCUCACAAAGGUCACCGUCUGAUCCUAUGCUGUCGGAAUUGAAUCUCGAAACAUCAAGUCCCGUUAUUCCUUACGAAGCUUGA